CGUCGUCUAUCGGCAUAUACUUUUCCUAUGCCAAAUCAGUUGGCAUGUAGGCUUGGGAGAAUGGCGAUUCUCGGUAUGGAAAGAUUUCUACGGUCCUUGCAUAUGCAUAGUUGCACAGCCUUCUAGCGGAUCCGGGAUAUUGUGAAAAAUGUCUCUAUUCCGUCAUUCAGGGGCUGUGCUCCACUAAGCCUCGCCCUCACUCAGCUCAGCCAUGACAACAAAUAGAAGUCAAAACAGCGUCGCACGGUAGAGUUAGGCGAAUAUUUAUAUAAUCUUAAAGUCCUCGGUUUUCUCAGUAGCCGCUUGAAGAUAGGCAUAGAGAGAUACCCGAUGACACAUCAGCAGUUUAACUGAUGGCCAUGUGCUAUCAACUCGUGGAAAUUUACAGCGCUUGCCGUUGUUUGUAUUACAAGCAUUCAGUGGACAAAUGCACCGCAUAUGGCCAGCCCGGACAUCAGGUAACAACACGAACCCUUUCAGUUGGCGUUGCCUGCCAGAAUCACGCAGGACAAGCAUACGUCAACCCAGAAAUUCCUAUCUAUGUUGAUAGCGGUUAUAAAACAGCCAUUGGGAAGGGCGCUCAUGCCCGCAGGCCACGAGGCGCUGCCGCGCCCACCAUUUUGAAAAAACCUAUCGGUAGUGAAGUGGGCAGCAAACAUAUCAACAAAGAUGACUCUAGCGACGAAGCCUCUUCCGUAGAAGCUUUCCUAUUUGAUGACACGGAUACUUUUAGCGCAACUUCCGCCACUACGGUCGAAUCGUCAACAGCUCUCGAGCAUCUUACUGACGGCCUUUUACACGAUGGAUAUCUGCAAGAUUUAUGGCCCCAGGUGGUUCUCAGAUCAGCGUCUCCGGCGGAGGCGAAGGAGCAGAUAUCCCUUUUAAUUCUACGAUAUAGCUUAGAUCUUCUCCAUCUGGCUCGUAACAAGCACGCUAAUGGAGAUUCGGUGGACUCCGAGAUCCGAGUAAGCAAGUUCGUGAAGCAAAAGCGCCGACACCUAGCAGAAGAGAUAUAUAAGCAAUUCUGGCUUCCAUUGUCUGCGGUAGGGCAGUCGACUGGAGAGAACAACGCCCCCGAGAAAGAGCCACGCGAUGAAUCCGAUUCAGAUGACGACCAACCACCAGACGUGGACCGGUUCAUUGCAAUAAAGGGAUUCCUGUUUGAGGCAGAACCAUUUUACUGUUUCAGGGAGAAUGUCCGAUUUUUUGUUGAGCGCAAUUACUCUGAUCCAUUGCGAGUUACACGGAUCGAUUCCAUACGGAUGCUAUUCAAAAAUUUAGUUACUUCUAUCAGUAGAAAAAGCCAACAUAAAAAGACGAAGCGACUCUUUUGGACAUGCAAUUGUGGUCUUAAGCUUUACGAUGACUAUACCGAGUAUCAACCCGGUGCCCUAGAUGAUCUUGAAAAAUUAUUAUCCAAAUAUGGAAUGCAAUCAAGAGAACAGGGAGAUAUUAAGUCAAACAAUUCAAACCCAGGCAACGGCUCAAACAAUGACAUCUCGCCUCCGCUUGAUAAACGUUCAAUUGCUCUUGACACAAGGCUUCCUCGAUAUUGGCUAAGGAAAGACUACUGGGAACCUGGAAAGUGUCGUCAAAAAUCUGGAACGAAUCUCGAGCAGAAGCACAACUACUUGCUAGCUUGCCUUCCAUUUGGACGCUGGGUCUCCAAGCUUUAUCAACAAGAAAUCUGUACAAUACUUUCAGAUCAGGAUUUCUUCUCUCUGUUACGGAUGUUGUAUCAUACUAAGCGGCGCCGGCUUCCCCUCUUGUGGCUACGAAAAGUGAAUGGCAUUCAUUUCAUUCAGUUUGACGUCCAUCGUACGGAAAUAGCCUCCGUACGAUCCAAACCCGCGCUGCCUCCUGAAGAUUUAAAGGACCAAUACCAAUACGACCCCAUGCCAGCACAGCUAGUUCCGCCAAUUGGACCGAACAUGCUCGUCCAUUUCUUCGAGAAUCCAACUCAUGCCAGCGUUCUUCCAGAUUUGUACAAGAGGAUACCGAAGAAAUUACGAACGAAGCUAACUCCAUGCCAAAUAACGGGAAUGUCGGUAGGAUGGGGCAUUCAAUUCGCCGAAGGAAUAGAUAACUUCGUGUUUUUUAUAUGUGGAUGUGUAAGCUUCCUUGUCUGCUUGAUCGUUGCAGUGAGUUGGACGGUUGCCAAGCAAGAUGUUCAAGGUGGUUUUGGAAUAGGGGGUUUUCUCUUAGCUUUCAUGAUAUUCUGUGGAAGCAUAGUUAACAAUGCGCUAGAGAAUUAAAUACCAGCAUCGAAGGGCGAUCCAUUCACCAAUGCCGCUUUAUUUACACAUAAUUUCUAUCGAUAACUCUUU
This is a messenger RNA of Hypoxylon trugodes, 2327 nucleotides long. RefSeq lists its product as uncharacterized. The record is from RefSeq and is a predicted model, not a curated record. The coding region runs from base 354 to 2255 and encodes 633 amino acids. NCBI's taxonomy places the organism in Eukaryota, Fungi, Ascomycota, Sordariomycetes, Xylariales, Hypoxylaceae. The transcript is spliced from 3 exons.